Messenger RNA from Knipowitschia caucasica, 1497 nucleotides. NCBI's taxonomy places the organism in Eukaryota, Metazoa, Chordata, Actinopteri, Gobiiformes, Gobiidae. The record is from the annotation of a GenBank genome assembly.
AUGCCGACCUCGCAGCCCGGGUCGGAGCCCGUGGAGGAGUACUGGGUCGAUGGCUCCCGACGGGACGGGACCGUGGAGGAGGUGUACGCCCUGGGAGCCGAGCUGGGCAGAGGAGCGACGUCUGUGGUGUAUCGCUGUGAAGAGAAGCAGACCCAGAAACCCUACGCUGUCAAAGUGCUCAAGAAGACGAUCGAUAAGAAAAUUGUUCGAACUGAGAUCGGCGUCCUGCUGCGUCUCUCUCAUCCCAACAUCAUCGAGCUGAAGGAGAUCUUUGAGACCGACACAGACAUCGCUCUGGUGCUGGAGCUGGUGACGGGAGGAGAGCUGUUCGACCGGAUUGUUGAGCGCGGUUACUACAGCGAACAAGAUGCAGCUCACGUCAUCAAGCAAAUCCUGGAGGCUGUGGCGUACCUCCAUGAGAACGGCGUUGUGCACCGGGACCUCAAACCAGAAAACCUGCUGUACGCCGACCUGUCGCUGGACGCUCCGCUCAAGAUCGCCGACUUCGGUCUGUCCAAAAUCAUCGACGACCAGGUGACCAUGAAGACGGUGUGCGGGACCCCUGGAUACUGCGCUCCAGAGAUCUUGCGGGGGAACGCCUAUGGGCCUGAGGUGGACAUGUGGUCCGUGGGAGUCAUCCUCUACAUCCUCCUGUGUGGGUUCGAGCCCUUCUUCGACCCGCGGGGCGACCAGUACAUGUACAGCCGCAUCCUCAACUGUGACUACGAGUUUGUGUCGCCGUGGUGGGACGAGGUGUCGCUCAACGCCAAAGACCUGGUGAGUAAGCUGAUCGUCCUGGACCCUCACAAGCGCCUGAGUGUGCGCGAGGCCCUGCUGCACCCCUGGGUGCUGGGGAAGGCGGCGCGCUUCUCCCACAUGGACACCACCCAGAGGAAGCUGCAGGAGUUCAACGCCCGCCGCAAACUCAAGGCUGCCAUGAAGGCUGUAGUCGCCACCAGCCGGAUGCACGAAUGCUCCAGGCGUCGCACUGACAGCUGUGAGAUGUCUGGGACGUCCCGCCAGAGCAGCAUGCAGCAAGACCCGCCCCCAGAGUCUACAGGCUCUGCCCCUGAGACCUCAAGCUCCUCCCCCAACCCCGAAGAAUCCACACCCACAGAACCAUCGCCACAGCAACCGACAGAAGAGGGCAGCUCAGAGCCAGAACUCAAACCUCUGCCCGGAAACAGUGACAUAAACUGCUCUGGCUCCGCCCCCAACCUGCUAAACCCCAACCCCAGCCCACUAAACCCCGCCCCCAGCCCACUUAACCCUGCCCCCGUCCGGCCACCGCUCAGAGCCGACGGCGUGCGGCCCGCCUCAGUCAUCCCCAAGAACUUCGUGGUCCAGUCGCAGAGGAGCCAGUCUGCUGUUGAUCCUGCCCACAUCCCCCAGACCACACCCCCACCGGCCACGCCCCCACCGGCCACUCCCCCUGCUGCCACGCCCCCAGGCCUCAGUAAUGGCCUGGACACAGAGAGAGAGGAGCGUGGACAGUAA